AUGAAGGAGAAAAUGACUCAGCCGCACAGUCCAAACACCCAUGUACUUUAUAGCCCUUGGCUGCUCUUUCAACUGAUUUGGGAAUUCACUCAGAGCGAUGUCCUCACAUUUGUCUUGCCCAAUUCGGCCUUCGGUAUCCUAAGCGCCCUUGCCGCCGCUGGCUUCUCUAUUGAUUGCCCGCAACCAAAUUGGGAACAAGUACUCUUCAGGUCGCCAGUGGUAGUUGCCUUUAACUGGUACAGCGUGCUUCUUUUCACACUAGCAAAUCAACGACGCCCCGAGUCAAUCCAAGAGGAUGCUAUCAACAAGCCAUGGCGACCUGUUCCAUCGAAUCGAGUGCAACCUGAACUGGUUCGCAAAGCGAUGCUGGUUCUGAUCCCGCUUUCCAAGGCUCUCAACUAUUCCAUUGGCCUGUGGCAAGAGGGCUUGAUGAUCCAAGUGCUAACUUGGAUGUACAACGACCUUAGGGCCGGCAACGAGCUCAUCCGCGACGCCGUCAUCGCUGUUGCGUACGGCUUCUUCAACCUGGCUAGCUUGAAAAUUGCUCAGGGGCCCAACUGCCACAUUUCCACUCCGGUUUAUUUGUGGAUUCUGACCGUGAGUGGUGUGAUUCUUACGACUAUGCAAAUCCAAGACUUGAAAGACCAAGAAGGCGAUCGAACAAGGCUCAGAAAAACCAUUCCUCUUGUCUUUGGAGAGACUUUCUCGAGGGUCACUAUCGCCGCCUUCACAUGUGUGUGGACGGAGCUGGCAGUCAAGUUUUGGAAGUUGGGUUGGUUAGACGCUAUUGCUACAAGAACCAUCGCCCUCACACUUGUUGGGAGGGUGUUGACUAAGAAAGGAGUUGGUGAGGAUAGAAACAACUGGAAGCUGUGGUGUUUCUGGACGGUGAGCUUGUAUUCUAUGCCAUUAAUUUCACACCAGUAA
Messenger RNA from Metarhizium brunneum ARSEF 3297, 927 nucleotides. RefSeq names its product Fumagillin beta-trans-bergamotene synthase af520. The record is from RefSeq and is a predicted model, not a curated record. Gene Ontology annotation, molecular function: transferase activity, transferring alkyl or aryl (other than methyl) groups. Gene Ontology annotation, cellular component: membrane. NCBI's taxonomy places the organism in Eukaryota, Fungi, Ascomycota, Sordariomycetes, Hypocreales, Clavicipitaceae.